Messenger RNA from Oncorhynchus kisutch (coho salmon), 1857 nucleotides. RefSeq names its product homeobox A9b (gene hoxa9b). Lineage: Eukaryota; Metazoa; Chordata; Actinopteri; Salmoniformes; Salmonidae. Bases 408 to 1205 code for a protein of 265 amino acids. The transcript is spliced from 2 exons. The record is from RefSeq and is a predicted model, not a curated record. Gene Ontology annotation, biological process: proximal/distal pattern formation; DNA-templated transcription; regulation of transcription by RNA polymerase II. Gene Ontology annotation, cellular component: nucleus. Gene Ontology annotation, molecular function: RNA polymerase II cis-regulatory region sequence-specific DNA binding; DNA-binding transcription factor activity, RNA polymerase II-specific.
CGUUGCUGCAUUCCUUUAUUUUUUAGGGAGGCUAGAAAAACAUGCUAUACUCUCUCACUUUCUAGACUUAUAUAAAACAUAGCAACGUAUAUCAACGUAAAAGUCUCAUUUCAAAACAAAAAUCAUAAACCUUACUGCUUGUAUAAAAUUAUAUAGGCAUAUGACUUUGCUAUUAAAAAUAUAACGGAGGAAAAUGGUGACCAUUUAGCUAGUUGAGUAGACUGAUUUAUUAUUUAUUGUUCUGUCCCACGGUCACGUGUCUGCGGCACCCAAUCCAAUCCCGGCCAAGGUUCAAUUUAUUGAACGAAUGUGGUGGUUCUUGGUGCAGCGAAUAGUAUCAUGAUCCUGUUUUUCUAAAUAUAUCACAGUGGACGUUUAGUUGCCUUUGGCUUUGUGUAUUUGUUGUCAUGUCGACAUUAGGCACGCUUAGUUACUAUGCAGACUCUCAUCUUCCCCGCGACCAAGGGGAUAUUAUGGCACACACAUACUCAAGCGGACCAGGGGUGGAACAGGCGAGCCAGCCGAUGCUAACUGAAUAUGGCGGUCCGGAAUCUUGCCCUUUGCAGACGAAAUCUUCUAUUUUCAGUGCGUCUUGGAGUCCCAUUUCUGCUCAUCAGCCUCCGAGCAGCGCAUCUAUAACACACCAGCCAUAUUUACACCACCAUUGUCCAACAGGAGAUACCGAUGGGAUGUUUAUGCGUUCCUGGGCGUUGGAACCGGUUUCUACGUCGAUAUGUUUAACGGGAUUAUCGUCAAAUAUGAACUAUGAUAUCAAACCCGAGCCGCUGAUAGGAAAUGGGGACUGCACAACGCUGGAAACGCACACACCUCUUGUGUCCGACAUUGACAACGGACCGUUCCGCGCAGAGAAGGAUACGAUCGCGUGUGAUGCCAUUUUCUCCAAACCCAACGAAGAGAGCAGCACAUCAACCGUAGAGGAAAAGAGGGAGAGGGAGAUCAACACAAAUGACCCAUCCUCCAACUGGCUUCAUGCAAAAUCCACCAGAAAAAAGCGCUGUCCAUACUCUAAGCAUCAGAUUCUCGAACUGGAGAAGGAGUUUCUGUUUAACAUGUAUCUCCCCCGCGACCGUAGAUACGAAGUAGCAAGAGUUCUUAAUCUGACUGAGAGACAAAUUAAAAUCUGGUUUCAGAACCGUCGGAUGAAGAUGAAGAAAGGGAAUAAGGACCGUCGAAAGACAUGUUAAAAAGGCGAGCAGUGCGGGCCCUGUAGACCCGUAGAAUAAACUGUGAAUAGUUACAAUUGGUGGACUUUCAGGAAACGAAGAUAUUUCUGGAAAAUAGUUGCCAAUCUAUCCACAUUUUGCUUGAUCUAUAGUCUAUGUUGUAUUCUGUAGGGCUGUUGUGUUGUUGUCGUUGUAAAAUCUGUCGGCUCGUUUUCUUCCUAGAGUGUUCUCUGUUUGACAAUGCUUAUUUGUUUCAUUGGUACUUUGAUGUUAUCUCAAUAACUUGGAUGUAAUUGGUAAAUCAUUUCAUUAAUGCACACAGAUUACUGUUAGACAUUGUCUAAUGUUCGUUGCAUGAAAUGUUUCAUGAAUUGAUUGUGGGUUUUUUCACCCAGAGUUUAGUCUAUGUUAUUGGCCUAAUCAUGUUUAUGCGUUGACUACCUGAAUGUGUUUCAACUACCUGUCAGACUAUUUAUUUAUUUAUAGGUUUUUUUUGCCGAAAGAAACAUGUUUAGACGGUGUGAUAUUUUUUUUAAAUUGCUGGGAUAAAAAUCCUUAACAGUUUUGUCUAUGGAAUUACAGCAACACUGUGCACACGCAAAAUACCUCAAUGUCAGAGUAUUUCGAUUCUAAAAGUCGUUUGUAUGAAAUAUCAAAUAAAAUGUCAAAUGAU